ACUCAAGCUUAUUUUUGAAAAGAGAGUACUCAAGCAAGAGUUAGCCAAAAUUUAUAAGCUUGUUUUGUGAAACAUCAAUCAAUUGUUGUAUCCAUACCGUCUAUUACUCUUUGAGGAACGAUAUCGGAAUUAGAGGAUCACAAAAUCUUAUUCUUACAUAUCAUUAGCAUCAAUCUUAAUCAACUUCAAGAGCUGGAGAAUUCAAGUUCUCCCAACGCCGGUGAGCACAUGAGCUCGGAGCUGGAAGAAACACUCUCAGAUUCAAGAUCAUCGAAAGCUCGAAGGUUACAAAAAGCCACCAGCAUCGAACUCAGAAAUCUUUUCCGGUUGGCAAUUCCGGCCAUCAUUGUUUACUUGUUAAACAAUGUUACUUCCAUGUCUACUCAGAUUUUUUGUGGGCAUCUUGGUACUCUCCAGCUCGCUGCUGCUUCCCUCGGCAAUAAUGGCAUCCAAGUCUUGGCCUAUGGAGUCAUGCUUGGAAUGGGAAGCGCGGUAGAGACACUAUGUGGACAAGCUUAUGGAGCAAACAAGUACGAAAUGCUUGGAAUAUAUCUUCAAAGGUCAACUAUUCUUCUCAUGUUGGCAGGACUACCACUUUUACUGCUCUACAUAUUCUCCAAACAAAUCUUACUCUUAUUAGGAGAAUCAAAGUCUGUGGCUUCCGCCUCCGCCCUCUUUGUCUACGGUUUAAUCCCGCAAAUUUUCGCUUAUGCUGCGAUUUUUCCGAUACAGAAAUUCUUGCAAUCCCAAAGCAUUGUAAGCCCUAGUGCAUAUAUAUCAGGAGUAACGCUAGUUUCACACAUCGCCCUAACAUGGGUGAUAUUGUAUGUGUUGGGCUGGGGAUUGCUGGGCGCGGCUCUCGUGUUGAGCUUUUCGUGGUGGAUCAUAGUGGUCGCGCAGUUUGUGUACAUAUUGAAGAGCAAGCGGUGCGAGAAGACGUGGAGAGGGUUCAGCCUUAGUGCAUUCUCAGGGUUGUGGAAUUUCUUCAAGCUCUCUAUUGCAUCUGGUGUGAUGUUGUGUUUGGAGAUGUGGUACUUCCAGAUUCUGGUCUUGAUUGCGGGUUUGCUUCCUAAUCCUGAGGUUGCCUUGGAUUCUCUCGCCAUUUGUUCAACAGUUCUAGGAUGGGUGUGCAUGAUAUCUAUUGGUUUCAACGCUGCAGCAAGUGUUCGAGUGAGCAAUGAACUAGGGGCUGGGCAUCCCAAAUCGGCUUCAUUUUCGGUAAAAGUGGUGACUCUAAGUUCUUUCCUAAUAUCGGCGGCGCUUGGGGUUAUAGUCAUCAUCUUACGCCACAAGAUUAGCUACGUCUUCACCGGCAGUAAGACCAUAGCCAAAGCAGUCUCUGAUCUUGCCCCUCUUUUGUCCAUUUCUAUUCUGCUCAGUGGCAUUCAACCUGUGCUUACGGGGGUGGCUGUUGGGUGUGGAUGGCAAAAAUUUGUAGCCUACGUGAAUGUGGGGUGCUACUAUGUUGUCGGUAUUCCCGUCGGUUCUCUGCUUGGUUUCAAAUUUCGACUUGGAGCUAAGGGAAUUUGGCUGGGGAUGCUUGGAGGAACAACCAUGCAGACCAUUAUCUUGUUGUGGGUCACGUUACGCACUAAUUGGGAUUUAGAGGUUGAAGCAGCCAAAACCCGAUUGAACAAGUGGCAAGAUAAGGGCGGGAUUGUUGAAUGAUUAACAGACGGAUUUGUAAGUGAGGUAAGAGUCAAUUGGUUCUCGAAAUUGCAUAAAAAGGGUCAAAUAAGUUCUUACUGUCCGGCCGUCGCCAUUAAGGGAGGUUUCCGGUGAAACUUUUUGAUGAAAUUUUUUGAGCAUCUUAUUCAUUAAGUCUAGUUUGCUCAUACCAAAUUUCAGCUAAAACUUCAAUAGGGAAGGCAUUCAAAUGAAGUCUUGAAGGUAAAUGCGCUUUUAAUUGCACAGUUAUCUUCAAGACUUCAUUUGAAUGCCUUCCCGAUUGAAGUUUUAGCUGAAAUUUGGUAUGAGUAAACUAGACUUAAUGAAUAAGAUGCUCAAAAAAUGUGAUCAAAAAAUUUCUCCAGGAACCACCCCGAAUGACAAUGGCCGGACCAAGCCUCCUAUAUAAGGACUUAUUUGACCCUUUUUAUGCAACUUCGAAGACCAAUCUGACCCUUACCUCAUUUGUAAAUGUUCACUCUUUCCAUAAUAAGGGUAGUGACACUACUACAUUUAGAAGCCUUUUGUAACGGUCAAUUUCGUUACUAUUGGUCAAUAACUCCGUUACAUUUUCCUAAAUGUAACAGUUUUGUGUCAUUACAUUCGCUUGUGUUGCCUUUUCUCGAAUGUAACACUAUGUAACGAUUUUUAGAACCAAAUGUAAUGGUCUUCUUAACCAACCGAAAGUGUUCCCACAAAUUGAGUGCAUUUGUAACGGUCCUUAACCAACCCAAAUGUAACACCUGCGGAACAUUAUUAGCUAACUCAUGUCAUAUUUC
Molecule: messenger RNA, 2447 nt
Organism: Cuscuta epithymum
Lineage: Eukaryota; Viridiplantae; Streptophyta; Magnoliopsida; Solanales; Convolvulaceae
Source: the annotation of a GenBank genome assembly